Messenger RNA from Aspergillus clavatus NRRL 1, 1809 nucleotides. Its product is annotated as sugar porter family MFS transporter. Gene Ontology annotation, biological process: transmembrane transport; carbohydrate transport. Gene Ontology annotation, cellular component: membrane. NCBI's taxonomy places the organism in Eukaryota, Fungi, Ascomycota, Eurotiomycetes, Eurotiales, Aspergillaceae. Bases 1 to 1809 code for a protein of 602 amino acids. The record is from RefSeq and is a predicted model, not a curated record. The transcript has 14 exons. Gene Ontology annotation, molecular function: carbohydrate:proton symporter activity.
AUGGGCGGUGCUGUUGAUUCCUCAGCGGCGAUGGAUGCUGCAGCGCAGGCGCGCAGGGCUGCCCUCCGGGGCUCCUCCGGCAUGGCAGGGUUGGUUCAGAAUCGGAAGGUUUUUGGAAUUGCCAUGUUUGCGUGCUUGGGAGGUCUUUUGUAUGGUUAUAACCAGGGAGUGUUUUCAGGCGUUUUGACAAUGUAUUCUUUCGAGACGCACGUAUGGUCUCCUCAACCUUCGCUGUUUCAAGAGGACUUCCUGCUAAUAUUGUCCCAACAGAUGGGUGACGCUGUCACCAAUCAAACGAAGAAAGGCUGGUUGACUGCGAUUCUCGAACUCGGUGCCUGGUUCGGCGCUUUGUAUUCUGGAAUUCUCUGCGAGAGAAUCUCCCGCAAAUAUACGAUCCUCUUGAACGUAUGCAUCUUCUGCAUCGGCGUUGUAGUUCAGACGACAGCUGGUACCAGUGGUGCUGGCUCAUCUCACAUCCUGGGUGGUCGUUUCGUGACAGGUAUGGGAGUUGGCAGUCUCUCCAUGAGUGUUCCCAUGUAUAACGCGGAGAUUGCACCGCCAGAGGUCAGAGGUUCCUUGGUUGCCAUGCAACAACUCGCUAUCACGUUUGGUAUCAUGGUAAGAAGGCAGCUAUCACCCUCACAAACUAUGCGAUCAUGUCAUACUAAUCGAUGUCACAGGAUCAACUACGGAACAAACCAUAUCGGCGGCACAGGAUCGGCCCAGAAGGAUACCGCAUGGCUUCUACCGCUUGCUCUGCAGCUUGUGCCGGCCGUUGUUCUCGGAAUUGGCAUGAUCUUCAUGCCAUUCUCUCCUCGUUGGCUCGUCCACCAUGACCGAGAGGAGGAAGCCAAGAGGGUUCUCAUGAGCCUUCGCGGUCUCUCUGCAGAUGAUCCGCUUCUUCAACUUGAAUUCCUGGAGAUCAAAGCCCAGAGUCUCUUUGAGAAACGAACCGAGAAGGAAAAAUUCCCUCAUCUAGAGAGAACCAAUACCUGGAGUUACAUCAAGCUGGAGGCGGCGGGAUUCGCUAGUCUUUUCACGACCUGGCCGAUGUUCAGACGCGUCAUGGUUGCUACAGUCACGAUGACAUUCCAACAAUGGACCGGCGUGAACGCCGUGCUCUACUACGCCCCAUCUAUCUUUGAACAGCUCGGUAUGAGCAGCAAUACCACCUCGCUUCUCGCCACCGGUGUCGUCGGUAUUGCCAUGUUCAUCGCAACAAUCCCAGCCGUCAUCUGGGUCGACAACCUCGGCCGCAAACCCGUCCUGGUAGUCGGAGCCAUCGGCAUGGCGGCCUGCCACUUCAUCAUCGCGGGUAUCUUCGCCCAGAACGAGAACCAGUGGGACUCGCACAGAGCCGCUGGCUGGGCUGCCGUCGCCAUGGUCUGGCUCUUCGUCGUCCACUUCGGAUACUCAUGGGGACCAUGCGCCUGGAUCAUCAUCGCGGAGAUCUGGCCGCUCAGCGUGCGGGCAAAGGGCACAGCGCUGGGUGCUUCGGCCAACUGGAUGAACAACUUCAUUGUCGGCCAGGUCACACCCGACAUGCUCCAGGACAUCCGAUACGGAACCUACAUCUUCUUCGGCGUCAUUACCUUCUUCGGCGCGUUGUUCAUUGCGUUCCUGGUUCCCGAGACAAAGCAGCUGUCUCUCGAGGAAAUGGACGUCAUCUUUGGCUCCGAGGGAACCGCCGUCUCCGACUUCGAGCGCCAGGCUGAGAUCUCGCGCGAGAUUGGUCUUGAUGAAGCCCUGGGGCGGCUUACCAGUUCUGUUCCCGCGGAACUGCGUGAGGUCGAAGUGAAACAGGCUUGA